CCAGUAUGAAAUGGAAUGAAAUGACAACUAAUAAUAGACAGCCAAAUAUGAGAAACAAUAUCUUAUUGGACAGAAGUUUUACACCACCUUCGCAUAUCUUCAUUCUAUGACCCAGUAUAAUGUUGUGCUGCAAACAUUUUAUGCAACAACGCUUCAGAAAGAACAUUUUCUUUGAGAGAUAUUUAUGAUUUUUGUCAUUUUUGUUUCGACUCAAUAGUCAAUACCACAGAGUCAAUACUGUUGAAUGUUGACCUCGAAGGUAAUACUUCAUGUAAGCUGCCCCAAUCAGUCCAAAGGACAAAAUGUUAGUGUAUUAUAAAAGUUCGACUUCAGGAAAAUAAUGGUAGUAUGGUACGUUCGCUUUUAGUUCUAUUAUCAUUCAGUAAUAUCAUUGCAUUUAAAUGUUUAACAAUACUAUAAUGAAUGUUUCUUCCUUUGAGUCUUUUAAUGUAUUACAUUUACCAAAUAAGUCAGACAAUGAAUCAAACAUAAUUGAUAUAUUGAUAAUUGAUCCAUCAUAUAUUUGGCAUUUUACAGACUCACUGGGUCUGGGUAAAGUCUACACUCUGCAAUUCAAUGGGAGGGGUGGCUUUGGGGGGUGGGGCGGCGGUUACUGCAUGCCCUCAAUCAUUCUCAUGUCGGACAGAUUCCACUUGAAAUCAUGCAACCAAUUCUACUUUUAAUAAAUGAAGCAUCACUCAGCAGUCUAAAAAGGAAGAAGUAUAUAAUCAUUAUUGUCAUAUAUGUGCCAGCUAUGGUGGAUUCCAUGUAAACUCUAUGCCAAAGAUAUGCCAAUAUUAACUGUAGAUAUAGUAUUGUAAUUUGCCAAACUUAAGCCAAAGAUCUUCGGUGUAAAUAUUGCACUUAAAAUGCGUCAAAGGUAUAUGUUAAUGUGAUGUCUCAAAAAUUUUUUGCCAACGGUGACCUCCCCUCCCCCUUCCCCCCUCGACAGAAAUUAUAUGACGCAAUUUUUUUUGCGUUUGUCAGGCAAUUUUCAUCAACGUCAUGCAAAUUUUUGGCCGCCCCAUAAUUUUUUCCUCCUGUAUGCCCAGCCUCGUCCCCAGACUCCAACUGUCUCACGCCUCACCCACGCGUCUUUGUGGGAUUUCGCAGCCAGACACAGGGCUCUGUCAUCAUGCAUGUUCUUCACAUGACUGCAUGCAUAAUUAAAAGCGCCUGGGGACGAGGCUGCCAUAUGCCUAUUGUAGCCAGAGUGCACAUGCGGGGACUGCCUCCUUGAUGAAAUUGUUGACACCCUUUCAGACUGAGUUCAAGAAUACAGGGAUUACACUAAUUCAUUUAUUGUAAUGUUAAUUUUUAUCUUGCUGCCAUUAAUGUUGUGGCUUCUGUUUUAUAUUUAGCCAUCUACUGUUAAAUGGUCACGGCUCUAUAUAUUAAUACACACAAAAUCCCUUACAAUAAUUAUUAAAACAAAAUAUGUUAUGCUCUAUGAACAAACUCACUUGAAUAUUAGAGAAAGCACUUAUAUGACCUGACAUGGUGACUUGCUUAUGCCACCGCCGGCCAUCGAUCAGAUCUUGUGCCAUUGUAUGUGUUUUACACAAUUCACAUGUAUGUCAAUUCCUUACAUCAUUAGAAAUGCCAAUUUUUGAAAACAGUGUGUUAUAUCUCAUUAUUUUGUGCUGUGACCUAUGGCUAUGUUGAAAUUUUGCACACUGUAUUGUACUGCAAAAGUUUUCAAAUAUACCAAAAAUAACAAUGCCAAUUUUGUUAAAAUAACAAAAUUGGCAUUACAGAAUGUUUUUAUAAUUUGCUUAUUCAAUUGUUAGUCUAUGCACAUGCUUCUUUUCCAACUACACAUAGCAAACUAGUAAAUAGACUAUUUUAGAGUGAAUUUUGAAAACGUGUGUUGCCUAUGUGCUACCAAAGGGGGUGGGGGACAAUGUAUGAUGUCACAACAUAUUAGCGAGCUUAAGCAAACAACGUUUUUGUCAAUACAGAUGUCACCCAAAAAUUGGUAUAUAAAUAAUUUUGGCAGCAGUUUACAAACUGACACAAACACACUUUAAUCCAGUCCCCCCUUGACAAUCUUACGUCUGUGCAAACUCAUAAAAGAAAGUGAUUUAGAAUGAUCAUAACUUAGCAUUACACUUUUUCGUAAUUUCUUCAUUAUAUUAAUUUAAACAUUAAAAAUGCAUGUACGCAUGAAAUUCUAAUCAAUGUGUUCAAAGUCACAGAUAUGGAAAGGAUUUUCGUGACAGCAAUUCCGCUAAGGCUACUGCGGUCUGCAUAUGCAGGAAAAUUGCACCAUUGUGAGUGAAAGAUCUAAUGUCAGUGACAUUCUUAGAUUUGCAACCUUAGAGCAAGAAUUUUCAUUUAUCGUGAGAAUUGAGUGCGAAAUCUUGCGACCGUGAUAUUAUGGUCAAAAUUGUGAACCUCACAGAAACACCGUGAAACUUGGCAAGUCUGAGAGUUAGUAUACUAAAGUUGGAAAAUUACACUACUCAAGAGCUGGGAAAUUUUGUUGAGCCUGUCUUCUUGUUCAUUGCAAAUGGAUAAGUAAUACAGAUUUUGUAUAAUUAUUGGUAAUAAAAUGCCUCUGAAAUACAGGAAUAUAAAGUCUAAAGAGUGUGCGGCUUUAUCUGGUGUAAAAGCUGUAAAGUGCAUGCUUUAGAUAUUUAACGGUCGCGACGGACGUGCAAUUUCCAUUGUCUGCCCCAUUAAUUGUGAUGAACCUAACUGGUUGCUUUUUGUAUCACUUCACACAUUUUUACUUUAUAGCACCAUGAUUGAGUUUGAUGCUUUCAGAGAACCAAUUAUGAAUUGAAUGGGAUGAGUGUCUAUCAAACAGCUUAGACAACAUGUCAAGAGGUUUGAAUGUUCUGUUAAAGUUAAAGAACAAAGCUGUGUCUUCUUUAAAACUUCAACACAAAGUAAAGAAUAUUACAGCAAAAGCAUCAUUAAAGAAUGUACCACCUAAUAUUGCACGACCACCAUAUGCAUUGAAUGGUAUUGUGCCACCAUCACCAUCACGCGCAGAAAUAAAAACUGAAAGUGAAAUCAAACACAUGAGAGAAGCUUGUCAAGUUGCAAGAAAAGUACUGAAUACUGCUAGAGACUUUGUAAAGGUAUUUUACUCCAGCUGAUGUAAAAUUUGAGCUGUUAUUUUGUAUAAUUAUAUUCAUUUUGACUAACAUUAGUAAAAAACAAUGAUCAAGAUUAAGACAGUUAAACCAUACCUAAUUUAUGAAAUGUUUAUCACUGUACAUUUCAUAAGUAAUAUGAUGACAUUCCAUAAGUAAUUUGUCUCUACUCCAAGUUUCACGCAUUACUGCGAUCAUCAGGAGACAUAUAUACUACUGAAACUCAUACAAUUAUAUUCUUUGAAAAACACUGGAAUAUUUUCAUUUACACUCUAUGAACAACAACAAGUCAAAAUGGUGGAUUCUAUAUAAAUUAAGAAUUUAUCACACGAAAUGUUGACGUCACCGCACAUUUUUUCUGUUUAUCACUGCACAAUUAGGUAUGGGUCAAACCUUGGAAUUAACAUCACUGGCAAAACAUGCAUACUCAGAGUUUGAAGAAUAUCAAUAGUCCAGCAGAUACCUAAGUUGUCUGAGGUUUUCCCAAUGGAUUUUUCUACGCUCGCAAAAAAACUCACCUGAAAUAGCAACGGCCUAUUAGACCUAUUAGACUUGAUAUUGUGCGGUAUUUCUGCAAGCGUGGAACAACCUCGGACACCCAGGGUAAAGCCUAGAGGACUAGAAAAUUAAUUGAAAUUUGAGGAAAGGUUUGUUUUUAAGAUUCGAUUAUUUGUACUAUCACUUAUUAACAGUAGUAAUAUUAUAUGACAAACAUCAAAAAGGAUUAUCUGAACAGAGUAUCAAAUGAAGACAAAUUAGUUCGUUUCAUCGCCACAUCUUCUAUUGAUUUUUUAAAAGAAAUCGCACAAAUUUUACGCGGGCUUAUAUUUUUUGAAUUGUACUCUAUUGGAAUACUUAUCCAGGUGAUCUGAAAGUGAGCAAAAGGACUGGGACUAGCAACAGAAUAGAAAUCCAGUUUCGUACCUUUAAUCACUUGUCACGUCCUGAUUCGUUUGUGAAACUGUUUGAAACUUUGUGUCUGUGUCUUGCACAGGGAAGUGAAUAUCUGGGACAAAUUUGAGAUAGAAAUAUAAUACCGUUAAUGAAUAUUGAGUAAUUUUAAACCAGAAAUGGAUUUCUAUUUUACAACUAGUGCCAGGCCUUUUCCGAGUUCUGAGAUCACCUGGAUUAAUAUUGAGUACAGCAAAUGGAAGAGAACCCAUUAAAUAAGAAAUAUUUUGUUAAAUUUUGUAUUUUUCCCGAUGUUCAAAUCGACACACCACAGCACUGUACAAUAUUUUUUUUAUAGGUGGGUGUAUCAACGGAUGAAAUUGACGAAGUCGUUCAUAAUGCUGCCAUUGAAUGUGGGGUUUAUCCUUCACCAUUAAACUACAAAGGUUUUCCCAAAUCAGUAUGUACCUCGGUGAACGAUGUCGUCUGUCAUGGUAUACCUGACAAGUAUGUAUCAGUCUGCAUACAGUAUAUUAUUUAUGCAAAUGCUUAUUUCUCAUUCGUCGUAUCAUUUUGUACGUUAGUUUCAUUAUUGACAUUGCAAAUAUUUUUUUCUUAUUUACCGUUUUCUUUGUUUUAAUACUUUUCCUUUAGCACGAUACUAAAAGAUGGUGAUAUAAUUAAUGUUGAUGUUUCCGUGAGUUAAUUUAUUGUGGGUUAAGCUUUUUUUCAUGAAACACCAUUUCUGCGCAUUACCUCGGGAUCCUGGGUCCAGAGGAACAUUUGUCUCAGCAAAAAGAGUGAGGAACAUCUUCAAUUUUUCACACAUACGUCAUAUGGGAGAAUCUUAAGGAAUCAUUACAUCAUGUAACAUAAUGCGUUAUGCGCACUAUUGAGAAUUGAAAAAUGCAAACCUCAGGAUCUGAGGAACAUUUUCCAGGUCUGCUAUUGCUUGCACAAUUGACCACAAUCCAUUCCUGAGUCAAAACGUAGACGAAUAAAAUAUGCUUUCUUAAUUUGAGUUGCUGUUGUUGUGUAAGCUAAGUUUACACACUGCAAUUUAUCUGGCGAAUGUUAUUGACGAUGUGGUGAUGUCCUCAGAUGAUUCGGUCCCAAGAAAUCGCAGUGUGUGCCAUGCAGGAAAACCGAAAAGACCAAAUUAAGGCAAGCAAUAUAGAGAGAACACCUGGGCCAAGUUUACUAGGCUGGCUUUGGCAGGUUUGGCAAAUUUCGAGCUAGACCGCCCCCAAAGCGCCUAGGUCCCAGUCUUUUCAUGUGAAAAUGUGCCUUAUAAUUAGUCUAGGUCUAGAUUGAGUGAAUGUUACAAUUUUGGUAGAAGACCAAUUAUACUUGAGUUUUACUUCUUUAAUAUACUUUAUGACGAGUUCAUUUCUCCUUCUUGCAUGGAGAAUAUUACCAAUAGUAUGCACCAAAUUAUGAACCAUUUUCUUAAGCACGAGUUUCGCCAUAUUUAUACAUUAAAAUAUUUUCAAUUUAGACAUAUUUAAAUGGUUAUCACGGAGAUCUGUCUGAGACGUUCCUACUUGGUAAUGUAGAUGGCGACGCAAAACGUCUUGUGUCAGUUACCAGGGAUUGUCUUUAUGCUGCUAUCACAGUUUGUAAACAUAAUGAGCGAUUCUCGUUAAUUGGGAAAACUAUAAGGUAUUCCUCUUAUUUCAUUUUCGAUAUUCACGAUACAAUAUGAUUAUAUAUUUGAUGCGAUAUGAAAUAUUUUAUUGCACAGGAAAUAAAUCUUUUUAAGGGACGGACCAUUAGAAAAGUGAUGGGGAGGGUGGGGAAAAAACAGAAAAAAAAUCCAUGCAAACAAAAAAGGUCUGAAAAAAAAUACAUGCAAACGGACUUGUUUAAAAAAAAAAUUACAAACAGAACAACAAUAGAACUUUAAUUUUAAAUGUACACCAGACAAAACUGAACUAAAUCCCUGGAAUAUUCCAGAAUAUAAAUAUAUCAAAAUAUAUAAUAUAUUAAUAUGCAAUUUCUUUCAAUAUUAACAGUAACUCUUAUGUAGUUUUAUUAUAUACUAUCAAAAUAUUUUCUAUUGUAUUUAAUAAUUAAUUCUCAUUCACACUGCCACUGUCCUCAGUGGCGUAACUACUAUGGGCUCGGACCGGGAGAAUCCGGGGGCCACCAACUCCAAUGGGCCCGCAAAUGGGGGGCCCCAGGCUCAGGCUAUAGAGCAAAAACACUGGCCAAGGGCCCCUGAUAUGUUACAAUGGCGUUUCCUGACCAUCAGAAUUCUGUAAAAUCUCUCCCCAAAGUCCGGGAAAUGGUAUUUCAGAGAAUUUAGAUUCAAAAAUUUUCCGGGUGAGCAUGCCCUGGACCCCUAGAAAACUUGUCCAUAUAUGGUGCUUCAAGAUAUAAUUCUGCAGUGUGUAUUAAAGGGAUAUUUUUCUGUCAAGAGAACAGUUUCGUUAACAUUUGUAUUGUUGUACUGGAAAAAAAAUUGCAUGCGAGAAGACAUAUUUAAAAAAAACAUGCAUACACAGCUGACAACCUGGAAAAAAAAUGCAAACAAAAAAAAUUUACCCCCCCCCCAUCACUUUUCUAAUGGUCCGUCCCUAAUUUGAAGUUUAUGUUGUGGGGCUGCGAGCACGCUCCAAGUUUGAGUUUAUGUCAACAAUUCUCGACUCCACUGUUCGUGACUCGGGUGUCCCCAAAACCCCAAAACUAUUGAAAUAACGUAUUGUUAGAAUUGAAUGCCCCAGCACUCUGCUGAACCCACAAGUGCAUAAAAGCUUGACAAUUAUGCAUAAAGAACUGUGGAAAAUCGUGCGCUUUGCAAAGAUAUUUUAAUUUCUUAAUAGGUAUUUAUAAUAUAUGCACCCUGUCAAUAUUUUACGCAUCUUUGCGUUCAGUUUAGUUCUAAGGCAUUCAAAUUCUAACAAUACGUUAUUUCAAUAUAUUUUUUUGGAACACUGCCCUGUAGUGUCUUCAUCAGAGGUAAUCGUCUCUUCGUCAGCAGGUCACAACGUAGCUCCUUAUAUACUCGAAGGAUGACGUCAUCACUCAUUAAGGUGGAUGGGUACUCUUGUAGAAGAUACCCACUGUCAUUUGUAUUCAAAGCAGAUUACAACUUUGACCAGGCCAAGUAGACAGAUAUUUUCAACGUGUUUUCUGUUUGUUUUGAAAAGGAUAUUUUAAAUUAAUUUUGCGACAAUAUGGUCCGACGUCAAAGGUGAUCUUUAUAAUUUGAUUAACUGAUUCUAGCAUUAAUUAUUUAGUUAUAUAGCAAACAAGAAUGGGUUUCAAGUCGUUCCAAAUUUUAUUGGUCAUGGGAUUGGUAGUUAUUUUCAUGGUCCACCGGAUAUUCUGCAUUUCGGUAAGUUUUGGUGGAUAUGUACAUGUACGAGCAUACGUAGAAUUCGCGGGUUUCAGGAAAGGUGCCACCUCUUAAAAGUCCUAACAAUCGUUGAUGGGUGCGCAGAGCGUACGAUGUUGUUUUAGCUUUAGGAUUAUUCACUUAUGCAUAGCAUAAAAUUACUAGGAUAAUGAAGACACAUCAUGGGUGCAGCGAAUGCACUAGCCAACCACAAAAAGACAAUCACUAACUCACCCUCCCUUGGGAAAAAAUGUUGAAAAACAUCUAUACAUUGGGAAUUCUACGCAAUGACAUACGUAGUAUGACUCCGCUGGAUGUCAGUGUGGGCAGGGUGCGAUAAUUCAAGAUUUUUGUUGUACUUGACUGGUAUACUCCAAUAAUUAUUGCCGCGUACUUAAGCUGGUACAAACGUAAGAGUCGAAGUAUAUACUAUACCUUUUAAUAUAAGGUGCAUAAAGCACAGUUGUUUAAAAGUGAUUGAUUCAGUAACCUGAAAGGAGGCUGGAGCACAAUUGCAGAUACAAACACACACAAUAGACCUUAUACACAAUGACGUCACAAGGCAUGAUGCGCGCGGGGAAUUGGUCUUAGUAGUCAAGACAGGAAAAUUCAAAACAAUCCAACUUGGCUACUGUCGCUACUAUUUAGUCCCUAGUGAAUGCGAGUGUGCUGCUGUUCUUUGUCGUCGUUUGGAGGCUGUUCAACCUAAUGAAGGGCGCGGGCAAAGGCAGGAUUCGGGCUACACGCAGUCACACAGUCACACUGGCGCGGGCAAAGGCAGGGUACAGGCUACACACACUGGCGCGGGGCCGGCAAAGGCAGGAUACGGGUCACACACAACCUGGGAUCCUGUGGUUUGACAGCCCUGAAAAUGAAAGUAACGACAACAGUUUUACGUGUUGUACUGUUGUGUUCCUGGCUGUUUUACCAACAAUAAAAGAAAUCCCGAACUAUAUUCUGUUAUAUAUAAAGGAGUUCUAUUCUGUGCUUUAUUAUUGUUAAGCCCCGGUCAAACGAGGAUGAUAGUUGACGAGAUCGAGUUGCAACUCUCGCUCGCGUUUGACUGCCAACAAUGCCAUGCCGAAGAAUACGCAGAAUACCGCGUACCUACGUACGUGAUAUUGGCUGACAACAAAGAAGCAUCGCACCUUGGACUGUAUUGAUAUCCUGAAUUAUGAUUGCUACAGUAUGUUCUUAUUUUGACAAUUUCUUAUCUUGCCUGUUUUAGACAAUGAAAAUGCGGAUAGAAUGAAGUCUGGAAUGACAUUCACAAUAGGUAGUUACUGCCAUGUUUCUUACUACUUAUUUUUUUCAUUGUUAUGUCAAGUUCAUUCACACUCUCAUUUAUAUUCACUCAUCUCACAUCUUCAGCCACAAAAACUUGAUUUUUUCAUUUUAAAUUCCCUUUGCAUAAUUGCAUGUCAGAAGGAUAGGAAAUAUUUUAAUAAUAUCCAGACUUUCCUUACGUUUGUGAGAAAUGUUAUUAUUUUAGAAAAAUCAAGGUGUACAGCUCAGGGUUGUAGACACUUUAAAUUAAAUUCAGUUCAAUUUUAUUUAAUUAAGCACGGUAGCCUGAUCAACUCGUAUAAUGGGUUGUUUUUCACAGGGCAGGGACUUUAUGGCCAGUUCCGGCCUCUUACACUGUAUAUAGUGCUUCAGUUUAAUAUAUAUAUCUAUAUAGCAGAAGCAGAUACGUUUCCAUGCAACAGCUGAUAAUUAUUUAAUGUCAGUGAUAACAAACUUUAUUUACCAGUAACUAGGCGUGGAAUGAUUGAUAGCCAUUCCCACCAUAAAAUAAGGUUUGUUACAUAUUUUUGUCUUGGUUCUAAUUUCCCUUCUAACUCUUUGGCCCUGGAAUAUAUUUUAUUAGCACUUUAUGCAUGGAUCAAUUCCUGCGGUUACCAUCCCCCCCCGGGGCAAUACCCCCGGGAUUUGUAUUUUUUUGCAAGAAUGUAGUAAAUUCCCCACCCCCGGGACUUUAAAACUUGACAAUUCCCCACCCCUGGGCAUCGCUAAAAAACUAAAAAUAAGAAAUAUCAAUAAGCAGUUUAUAACACACAUUUUUAAUAAAUUAUUCAUUAAAAAAUCUGUGAUUUGAAGCUCGAUUUGAAGAAUCGUUCUUUAAAGUAUGUUUCGAAAGUUUUAAAAAGUUUAUUUUGAAAACAAAUUGUGUUACAAAACGUAUAUUGUACUAUUGAAAAAAAGAUAAACUACCUACCUUCAAAAAUAGGUUUCAACUUUUGUAAGUUGUUUUUUUCCAACCAUUCGCCAACAAAUUCGCACGAUUUUCCCGAAAAAGCUUCUUGAAUUGAGCACGAGGUAGUCGCCAUUAUGAAUACUUUUGGGCGUGCGCUCACUGAACUAUAUACAUGUCACUGGAUGCGCUAGCCGCUAGAUACGCGGUCAAAACAUGGUCCUGGAUACGAGUUUUGCUUUUUACCCCGGGGAAACCCCGGGACAAAAUUUUCUAACAAUUCCCCACCCCCGGGAUUAAAGUUUCUGCAUUAUCCCGGGGGUUGCCCGGGGGGGGGGGUGAUGGUAACAACAAGAAUUGAUCCAUGCAUUAGCCUUACAUUGCCAAUAGACCACUUCCGCAAUUCAGAUAGGUUUAAAUUUCAUGUGCACUUUAAUAAGCCUUGCAUCUUCUUGGCCUCGUUCGGGUUCAAAAAUUCAUUUCAAUUUCAGUCACAGAAAUGAGGCCAAGAAGGCCUGAAAAGAUAUCUAAACGCAUCUGUAUUAUAAAACAGGUCUAUGAGAUUUUUUCUUCAAAGUUGGUCAGUUCUUAUUUGAAUCGCAAUUAUUGCGUCUCUUUCAGGCAUUCCAUCAUUCUAACUUGUCCAUUUCAUGUAUUUGUUCCAGAACCAAUUCUUAGCGAAGGUUUUCCGGAUUUCGUAAUUCUUGACGACGGCUGGACAUGUGUCUCUUGCGAUGGUAGCAGGUUAGUGGAUGUCUAGAUAGUAAAGCCAUGAAAUAUUGAUGUAUUUGAUAAAUAUGAUGGUAUAUAUAUAUAUAUAUAUAUAUAUAUAUAUAUAUAUAUAUAUAUAUAUAUAUAUAUAUAUAUAUAUAUAUAUAUAUAUAUAUAUAUAUAUAUAUAUAUAUAUAUAUAUGAUGCAACAACCAUCACUUGUACACAGCCAGAAAUCUCACAGGCCUGUCGCAAGCUGUUGAUUUUACCGGCUUGCGGCAAGUUGUCAACAAGUCGCGACAGGUCUGUUGGUUUCGUCAGGCGGUAACAGGCUUGCGCGGUAACAGGUCUGUCGCAAGCUGUUGACAACAGAGCCGUAGCGACUUGUUGAAACAACCCGCUACAAACCUGUUACUAACAAGAGAUAACAGGUUUGAUAGAACAACUUGCAGCAAGUCUGUUGAAAUCAACAGGUCUGUUCCAACCUGUUCCAACAGACCUGUCGCGAGUUGUUUUUGUCAAGUCUGCAGCAAGCUUGUUAUCAGCCCUGCGACAAACCUGUCCACAACAAACAAUUUUUGUCCUGUCACAACAAGUUUCAACAAGCCUGUUGUAGGGAAACAAAUCGAAAAUGUGAGUAAAGAGAUAUAAAAUCGCACGAAAUGGACACUUCCGGCUUCACUUUCUCAUUUAAUCAUUGUCAUUGGUGGCAAUAUUAAAUCACAUAGGAGAGAUUAUAGUCCAUAGUAUCUAUUCUCUGAUUAUUAUAAAAUGCAAAAGCCGCUGUUUUAUUUUUUUUAAAAAAGUUCCGAUUUCCAAAAUCCAAAUUCCAAUUUGCUGACGUGUGCUAUCGCUAUAUUUCUUUAAUCUGAUUGGAUAAACGCGUAUGCACACGUCAUCAUUCCUCGUUGCAAUUGGGCGAAAUAUUACAAACAUAUCAAUCACGUAAUCAUGUUUAGUUGUUUUUGAAUUUUGAGCCAAACAAAAUUUCAACAACUGCCUCAAACAAAAUCAAACAAGUUCAAAGCUGUUUUGAUUUUUGAAGAAACUGUAGCAAUGAGAAUACAAGAUCUAGAGCUUAAGAAAUGAACAAUACAUGAACAACCGAGUGUUCACUGCAACGUUCGUCAUUGCUGAUAUGAACAUGAAAUUCGUUAUAUAAUUUCUUUCCAAUUUCAAGUGAAAUCUGCGAGCUUAGAAGAAGACGCCUUAUUGAAGCUUUGUGUUUAUGGUAUGUACUGUUUUGAAGAAAAAUAUGCAAGUAGGUUGUCAUAUUUCGGUCGUACUUCAAGACAAAUAAUUUUGAAAAUUGUUUACGAUAAGAACCUUUCUUGAAUUUGUCGUAUUUUUUCGGCUGUUUUGCUCAAAAAUUAUCUCGCAAGUUUGUUUAUAAAACUUUAUAUUCAUAUAUAAAAAUCAUCUCGCAAGUUUGUUUAUAAAACUUUAUAUUCGGCAUAUAUAAAAAUUAUCUCGCAAGUUUGUUUAUAAAACUUUAUAUUUCAAACUUCUAUUUUACGAAACACUACAACCGAAAUAUGGCAACCUGUUUGGCCGUUUUUUGUUCAAAAUAGUGGAUAGACAAGCUUCAUAAGGCGCUUUCCUCGGUUUGCAACAGGUCUGUCGCAAGUUGUUGAAAACAGCAUUGCUGCAGCUCUGUCACAACAGCUUUUAACAGACCUGUUGAAAACAGCAUUGCAGCAGCUCUGUUACAACAGCUUGUAACAGACCUGUUGAAAACAGAUUUGCAGCAGCUCUGUCACAACAGCUUGUAACAGACCUGUUGACAGGCCGUUGCAGGUCUGUCAGAACAGACAGGUACAAGGCGAGCGAACGCAUCCAGAUAUCGGCUUGUUGACAACAGGAUUUAACAGAUCUGUUGCAGAUCUGUUCCGACUUGCGCGUUUCUGGCUGUGUAUAGUCUGGAAGUUACAAGUAGUGUGGUGGCAUAUUUUCAUUAUUUUGUGUGUACAGUCUAAUACGUUCAAACGUUUGUAUAUACUUCAUCACUUCAGAGCAAUCAGUCAAGUUUCCUUAUUCCAACCUUUCUUCCUUUGUUGUCGAAAUUUGGUGAGCUGUGGAAACACAAUCAUACUGCAAAUGUUGGAUGAAAAUUUUUAAACAAAGUCAGACACGAUCCAACAUCAGCCAAAAUGGUGUUCGAACGAGGCCAGCAAUGUUGCAUCUAGACUUGGUUCAAGUCCAUCUUUCAAGGGGUUGAAAAUAGUGAUGCACGCGAGCGGUGAAAAAAGGCGCGAAAAUAUGAGAGAAAAAUAGGGAGAGACAAGGAGAGACAGACUUGGAACUUUUGCAAGCGCGCCAAAAUUUACCGUCGGAUUUUUCCUAUGGAGGCGUGAUUUGCGAGUUGACAACAACAACAAAUUUUCGCGCCAAGUAACAUUCGAAAUGCUGCAAAUGUCCCAAGUCCGUCUCUCCCUACUUUUCUCCUGAGAAGGACUUGAACAAAGUCUAUGUUGCAUCCAACAAUGUUUGACCAACAUCUUGUCCAAUCGCCUCGUUUGAACGAGCCUUAAAUUCAAAAACUCGGAAUGACAAUGUGAUGUCUUUAUGUUAUAUUUAGGUCAGCGCAAUUUGAACAUACGAUACUCAUAACUGACACAGGAGCAGCAAUUUUAACAGCUGAUGAUACAACACGUGUCUGACUGAGCGGCAAGUUCUGGAUGGAACGCUUGAAAUAUUGUUCUUAAACUACCUUUGUAAUGAAGAUCGGUUCAUUUCUGUUUUUAUGACACAUUGGGAAGAACAUUUAAACUGCUGACAGUAACACCGCGGAAAAACGUCUGCGCAUGCGUCAACCUUACCUGCAAUAGUAUUGCGAACUUGAUGAGAAGCUGUUCCGAACGUUCCGGAAGGCUCAAAAUGGCGGUAAAAAGGAGUGACU
This is a messenger RNA of Paramuricea clavata, 13139 nucleotides long. The record is from the annotation of a GenBank genome assembly. Lineage: Eukaryota; Metazoa; Cnidaria; Anthozoa; Malacalcyonacea; Plexauridae.